Molecule: messenger RNA, 2308 nt
Organism: Cervus elaphus (red deer)
Lineage: Eukaryota; Metazoa; Chordata; Mammalia; Artiodactyla; Cervidae
Gene: KMO
Product: kynurenine 3-monooxygenase
Biological process (GO): quinolinate biosynthetic process; NAD+ metabolic process; L-tryptophan catabolic process
Cellular component (GO): mitochondrial outer membrane
Molecular function (GO): FAD binding; kynurenine 3-monooxygenase activity; NAD(P)H oxidase H2O2-forming activity
Source: RefSeq, a predicted model, not a curated record
GUGGCUGGAUUUUUCAAAAUUUAGCUAUUGCAACGAAUUCCCUUUUUCCUAAAGUUGAGCUGAUUGUCCUUCCGGCAACUAAUGGGUUAAAUGCUACCUUCUAAGUUCAAGGAGAAACAGCCCUGCUCAAAUGCUGUUGCUGGCUCACAAAUGCAGGGCUUCAGGCAAAGACCGACCAAGGGAAGUCAGCGUAUAGGAGACAGUUUUCUCUACGACAAGAGCUGCAACAGCUAUGAAAAACACUUCAGCAGUGAUGGAUUCUUCUGAUAUUCAAAGGAAAAAUAUAGCUGUCAUUGGUGGUGGCUUGGUUGGAUCAUUAAAUGCAUGCUUCCUUGCCAAGAGGAAUUUCCAAGUUAAUGUAUAUGAAGCUAGAGAAGAUAUCCGAGUGACUAAAUCUGCACGUGGAAGAAGCAUUAAUUUGGCCCUUUCUUGUAGAGGACGACAAGCCUUGAAAGCCAUUGGCCUGGAAGAUCAGGUUGUAUCCCGUGGUAUCCCCAUGAGAGCAAGAAUGAUUCACUCUCUUUCAGGAAAAAAGUCUGCUAUUCCCUAUGGGACAAAGUCACAAUAUAUUCUUUCUAUAAGCAGAGAAGAUCUAAACAAGGAUCUACUGACAGCUGUUGAGAAAUACUCCAAUGCAAAAGUGCACUUUGGCCACAGGCUGGUGAAAUGUGAUCCUGAGAAAGGAGUGAUCACAGUGCUUGGACAGGACAAAGUUCCCAAAGAUGUCACCUGUGACCUCAUUGUAGGAUGUGAUGGAGCCUUUUCCACUGUUAGAACUCACCUCAUGAAGAAACCCCGCUUUGAUUACAGUCAACAAUACAUUCCUCAUGGGUACAUGGAGCUGAGUAUUCCACCUAAGAAUGGGGAUUAUGCCAUGGAACCUAAUUAUCUACAUAUUUGGCCUAGAGAUACCUUUAUGAUGAUUGCACUUCCUAACACGAACAAAUCUUUCACGUGUACUUUGUUCAUGCCUUUUGAAGAGUUUGAAAAACUGCUAACUGGUAGUGAUGUGCUGGACUUCUUCCAGAAGUACUUUCCGGAUUCCAUCCCUCUAAUUGGAAAGCAAGCCCUGGUACAAGAUUUCUUUCUGUUGCCCGCCCAGGCCAUGAUAUCUGUUAAGUGCUCUGCUUUUCACUUUAAAUCACACUGUUUGUUGAUGGGAGAUGCUGCCCAUGCCAUAGUGCCCUUUUUUGGGCAAGGAAUGAAUGCGGGCUUUGAAGACUGCUUGGUAUUUGAUGAAUUAAUGGAUAAAUUCAAUAAUGACCUUAGUAUGUGUCUUCCAGAAUUCUCAAGAUUUAGAAUUCCAGAUGACCAUGCAAUUUCAGACCUAUCCAUGUACAAUUACAUAGAGAUGCGAGCACACGUCAAUUCAAGGUGGUUCAUCUUCCAAAAGAACAUAGAGAGAUUUCUUCAUGCUAUUAUGCCAUCUACCUUUAUUCCUCUUUAUACCAUGGUCACCUUUUCCAGAAUAAGAUACCAUGAAGCAGUGCUGCGUUGGCACUGGCAGAAAAAGGUGAUAAAUAGAGGACUUUUUCUCUUUGGAACGCUGAUAGCUGUCAGUUGUACCUACCUACUUAUGCGCUACAGAUCGCCCAGACCCCUGGACUACUUGAGAAGACCAUCAGAGUGGGUCACUUACUUCCAGAAUACAACAUGUUUCCCUGUAAAUUCCUUGGAGUCACUAGAACAAAUUCCUAAUGUCAUUAGCAAGUGAUAAAAAGAUCCUGAAGUAGCAAAUAUUUGAUUUCUCUGAAACCAAAAGAGGAAAAAAUCAUGUUUCCAUUACCAUUUAAUUCACUAAUGGAAGAUAUUUAUCAGCUUAUAAUCAAAUCCAAUGUAGAAUUUCUCUGCAAGUUUAUUGUAAUUAUUGAAAAAAUAACCCAUCACUUUCAGUUGUAAAAUGCAGUUUUCCCACAGCACUAUUGUUAGGUCAGAUCAUUCUAAAUAUAAAAGCACAAUGACUAAGAUCUCUUUCACUUCUCAAAAAGUAAGACCCUAAAGACCUCAAGAAGUCACAAUCAUACUUUUCUUUAAAGCACUUAAUAGAAAUCAUGAUAGGAUUGACUUAACACCUGGGACUAAAAGUCAUAAUUUGCCUAAUGGAUUAGUACUAAUUGUACUUUUCAUCACUUGGAUGAAACUUACUCAAACACAGGGCUCAGAUUUUCUUGCUAAAACUAGAAGUAUAUAAGCAAAGGGGGCUUUCUCAAGAGUUCAAAAUGAAUCAGUUUUAUUUCCCAGUCUUCAAAUGCCAGUAUUACCUUCUGAGGAUUUUUUAAAUUUAUUUUUUAAUUUAAAAAAAUUUGUG